AUGGAAUCUUCUCAAUUUUCAGCGCUUCUUGAGUUUUCCAAAUGUAACACCAACCAGCUCACACGGGAGGUCGUUUUACUUUGCGCUUGGGAAUUUCCUAAAAAUUGGCCAGAACACUUCUUGAUGUACCAGAUGAACAUCCUGAAAGUCUCAACCUGCACAAUUUCCUUGUUUUCGAGAAAUAAGGGUCUAAAGCCCGAAAUAGCCUAUGUUAAUAAAUUCUAAGGGUUUUUCUUGACUUUGAGUCCGAAUUUUUGAAAAACUGGAGAGUUGAAACUCUCAGAAUCUUCCUCAUCUGGCCAAUUUUCAGGAAAAUCUCAUCCGUAAAGUAAAAUGACUUGUCAGCCGUUUGCAGUUGAGCAUCAAAAAUAAAAAAAUAUAAAUUCACUUCGAUCUCUGAAUAAAAUAUUUUCAGAUCGGCAUCGUUGGAAUCACGGCCAACUGGACGGUGGUCUUCGUUCAGCGACGUGUUUCAGCACUCCAAAACUCCUUCGGAAGACUUUCGGCCACUCAGGCGCUCGGAGAUGGCAUACAUUCUACCAUCUUUUCUGUCUUGUCUAUGCCCCAAUGCUCAUGUUGUGAGUUUGAAAUUGAAAUAGCUCAGGAAGGUGUAGAUGAUCUUAGGGUUUCAAUAUUCAAGACUUCUUUUUCUGUUCAAAUCAUAAAAAAUUUAGUGACAUCAAAAUGUUACGGGAAAACUCUCAACACAUUGGCUUUGCACUUCUCGUUUGCUUCGACAUCAGCGUCUUCUCUCAUCUUUUUAUAUCGUUGAACCGGUUCUGCGCUAUAUUUUUUCCAAUCAAGUACGAGCAGAUAUUCAAGUAGGUUUUUGCAAAAUAAGUCAUUGUUUCCCUUUAAAAAAAAAUGUGUACCACGACUUGGAAUUUCACUGAACGACAUUCCGCUGUGCCGCUGCGCGGUUUUUAUUUUUAUUUUUCUUUUCAUUAAGGUAUUCUACUUUCAUGUGCUCCCACAGCAAUAAUAAUCAAUUGAAAGCGCUGACCUAUAUUCGAAAGACGCUUCGCGAACGCACGCAGCGGAACAGCGGAACAGCGGAAUGUCGUUCCGUGAAAUGGCACACAGACUAUAAUACAAUGUUCAGUUAUUUCAACACUACAAUCAUGAUCGCUUUCACCUUGAUCGUGUCCGUCGUUUCCACGUUUUACUUCUACGAAUACGGUUCAAAAAGUUCCCCAAGGUCUUUUCAAGUCGAAAUUUCUAGAAGACUGUUCUCUCAUCCACAUCGAUCAACUGCGGCUAUUCGCCUUUGCGACGACACCGACCUGUGUUAUGAUCUCUUGGUACAACGCCUUCCUGAAAAGUGUUUCUUUGGUGAUAUUUAUCGUGGCGGUGGAUGUCGCGACGGUCGUCAAGGUUCGACUCACUAAUAAUCAGGUUCGUCUUUUCAGAAAAAUAGAGAAAAAGUAUAAAAUUUAGAUUUAUUCGGAUCACAAGUACAGCUCGAGACGCCGCAAAAAUGACAUCAACUUUUUGAAACAGGUCGGAUUUUUCACCGAGUUUUUCACAGCUUUUUAUAAAGUUUCUAAAAUACGGCUUUCCAGGCUUGUAUGCAAGCUUUCCUCUUCGUUUGCGACCUGCUGUGCAAUUUUAUUUUCACUCCCUUGAUUCCACCCGGAUGGAUCCUUUUCUUCAUGUCUAUGGUUGUCUGGGAAUCUGCACACUGUCUGGAUGGGUAG
Molecule: messenger RNA, 1697 nt
Organism: Caenorhabditis auriculariae
Lineage: Eukaryota; Metazoa; Nematoda; Chromadorea; Rhabditida; Rhabditidae
Source: the annotation of a GenBank genome assembly